GCCUUAGAAAGCUAUCUAGCUAAUAAUUUCCCACCUACUUCAUUCUUUUCCUAAUCAAAUCUCUUCUCCAUUUAUAACCCACCUACUCUUGCGUGCGUACGUACAUCGUUUAACUCCCUCCCAACAAAGAUGAACUUUCUCCGGUGGUACUUCUUGCUUUUCGCCAUAAUUAAUAAUGGCAUGGUCAUCCCCAUCAAUGGUUUUCUCGACGAGAUUACGACGAGGCUGGAGUUGAUACACCGAAACUCCCCAAAACUUUCUGGCCACAGCAAUGUCUUCUUGGGAGAGAGACCGAGAACCCAGAUGGAAAAUGUCAAACAGUUUCACCAACGCGACGUUCUGCGGCGCAGGACCAUCGAAACGGCGUCGUCGUCGUCGUCCGUGAAGCUGCCUAUAAAUUCUGGGUCCGACUAUGGGACUGGGGAGUACUUUGUUCACGUCACAGUUGGGACACCAGGGCAGAGAUUCGUGUUGGUUGCGGACACUGGGAGUGAAUUGACAUGGAUUAACUGUAGAUAUAGGAAUGACUGUGGUCGUGAUAAUAAGUGCGCUGUUGACCCUAAACAGCAGGCUAUGAAACCCACCUUUAAAGCUGAUCAAUCUUCUUCGUUUCGAACUGUGCCUUGUUCUUCUGCUAUGUGUAAGACUGAGCUUGCUGAACUCUUUUCUCUCGCCAAAUGUCCUACACCAUCGACCCCAUGUGGCUAUGAUUACAGGUACCUGCAAGGUUCUGCAGCACUCGGCUUCUUUGGCAAUGACACUGUAUCAGUAGACCUGACCAAUGGCAUGAAAAGAAGACUAAACAAUGUCCUGAUUGGGUGCACUCAAUCGAUCAAGGAUGAGCAAGGCAACUUCAAAGGAGCUCAUGGGGUACUUGGGCUAGGCAAUGGCAAGUACACAUUCACAACAAAAGCAGCUCAAGAUUUUGGGGCCAAGUUCUCAUACUGCUUGGUUGAUCACUUGAGCUCCCAAAACUUGACAAACUACAUAGUAUUCGGCUCCAACAGGCCUAAAACUGCACUGUUGAGCCGAGUGCAGCGUACCCCUCUCGUUUUGGGGGGAGUUCUUGGCCCGCUCUAUGGCGUAAAUGUUAUGGGAAUCUCUGUUGGGGGUAAACCGGUAAAAAUACCAGCAGUGGUCUGGGAUGCGAAGCGUGGAGGUGGAACGAUCCUUGAUUCGGGAACCAGCCUAACAUUUCUAGCAGAGCCAGCUUACCGGUCGGUGACUGCUGCGUUCAGCAAGUACAUGUCAAAGUUUCAAAGAUUGCCUGACGAUGGAGGACCAUUCGAGUUCUGCUAUAACUCAACAAGGUUUAGGGACUCUCUGGUACCAUCAGUAAAAAUCCAAUUGGCAAAUGGAGCUGUGUUUGAGCCCCCAAUGAAGAGCUAUAUCCUUGAUGUUGCACCUGAGACUAGGUGUCUUGGAAUUGUUUCAGCUAGUUGGCCGGGCACCUCUAUCAUUGGCAAUAUCAUGCAGCAAAACCACUUGUGGGAAUUUGAUUUGGGCAAAAGUCUCUUAAGCUUUGCCCCCUCUACAUGUACUUAA
Messenger RNA from Humulus lupulus (European hop), 1545 nucleotides. Its product is annotated as aspartic proteinase NANA, chloroplast-like. The transcript has 2 exons. Gene Ontology annotation, biological process: proteolysis. Bases 130 to 1545 code for a protein of 471 amino acids. Lineage: Eukaryota; Viridiplantae; Streptophyta; Magnoliopsida; Rosales; Cannabaceae. Gene Ontology annotation, molecular function: aspartic-type endopeptidase activity. The record is from RefSeq and is a predicted model, not a curated record.